Halteromyces radiatus is the source of this 646-nucleotide messenger RNA. RefSeq lists its product as uncharacterized. NCBI's taxonomy places the organism in Eukaryota, Fungi, Mucoromycota, Mucoromycetes, Mucorales, Cunninghamellaceae. Gene Ontology annotation, molecular function: RNA endonuclease activity. Bases 50 to 310 code for a protein of 86 amino acids. The transcript has 2 exons. The record is from RefSeq and is a predicted model, not a curated record.
UAUUUAUUCUUCUUCUUUUUUUUUAUAUCAUAGCACACAUUCUUUCAAUAUGAAAACAUUUGUCAGUCCGGGAAAUGCUACUUGUUGUAGUAUACUAUCUAUUUUUGGUAUUAUUUUUCUUGUGAUUCUCGGAUUGGCAUUUGAUGCUAAAGUCGAAGUAUUGACUGAAUUUAUCACUGAUCCAGAUGAUCCAGCUGCUACCGCCAAAGCAUGUUUCUCAGCUGCUAUUGUGUACGCCUGUUUCUUGGCUUUCUGCUCUUGCCAAAGUUUAGUUCAUCGUUACAAUUCCCGUAAUCAAAUUCAACUAUGAACUGGACUCGUUUAAUGAACAAGAUGGAACUUGGUUAUUCUGUUUUUUUUUUUAUUAUUAUUAUUAUUAUUAUAUAUAUUUUUUUACCCGUACCGCCACCUGCACUCACACCUUACAUCACACAUCAACAACAAAACAAAAUAUCGUUACCCAUAUAUACAUAACACACAUACACGUAUCCAUUUUAUCUUGUUAUCUCUUUGAUUACUUUUGUAUACAUUGAUGGUCCCCUUUCUCUUUUAGUUUUGAAUUCUAGUUUAUUAGUAUUUUGUUUGCCACGCAUUAAAAAAAAAAAAAGAUAUCCUUCCUAAUAAACAACAAUGAUGAUUUUGAUUC